This is a messenger RNA of Cantharellus anzutake, 984 nucleotides long. RefSeq lists its product as uncharacterized. Bases 1 to 984 code for a protein of 327 amino acids. The transcript is spliced from 3 exons. Lineage: Eukaryota; Fungi; Basidiomycota; Agaricomycetes; Cantharellales; Hydnaceae. Gene Ontology annotation, biological process: RNA processing. The record is from RefSeq and is a predicted model, not a curated record. Gene Ontology annotation, molecular function: ribonuclease III activity.
AUGCCUCAACAAUCGAUAACAAAACUGUUCCCUCUAUUGCCAGCUCAACCUGUGCUAUCGCAGCCACUUCGUGCCCGUGACGCAGUUCACUUGUCUCUAAGAGCUCUAAUUGGAAGCCAUCAACUCCCCGCUCUGCCACCCAUACACGAUGACGACUUGUAUGCUCAGGUCGUUACAGCAAAAGAAAGUGGACGUCUAGUGUGGAGAGGAAAUAUGGAAAUUCAUUGCUAUACAGGGAAACUUAUACUUCACAAUUUCCCGAAUGAGGAUAUAUCGCUGUGCGACCAAUUAAGGGGGUUUCUCCACAGUAAAAGAACACUGGGUAUGCUAUCUCAACGCUACGGCCUCUACCGUGUCAGCGGAAUGGACCUCAGUAAUAAGUCGGAUGACAUGUAUCAUGCUAAUCUUUUUAAAGCAUAUGUUGGUGGAAUGAGACUUGCCCUCGGAGAUCACAUUUUUCAGCAAUUCCUCAAUGAUCUUUUUCUGGCGCUCUUAUCUUGUGCUGUUCAAACUCUUGGUGUCCUUCCCCGAGCUGAUCUUUGCACUUUGCCUAUCAACGCCGGUCGCAACUUUCCGGGAACUUCAUCUGGCAACAAAGGAGAUUCCGGUGAAGAGAAGGUGUCUUCUUUCAAGAAUGAAUGUACAAAACUAGGCUUCCUACCAGAGUGGUGCUUCAGGGACUCCGGGGAGCGGAUUACUUCAGAUUACCGUUUCAGAGUGACAACUUACUAUGGGAAACAUCUGAUUUCCAUUGGUUAUGGCCCAACUAGAUAUGCUGCAAUGGUGAUGGCGUGUAGAGAUGGAAUCGAGACCUUAUUGCAGUUGGCAUCUUUACUCCACGUUAGCCAGCCUACCCCUAGCCAGCUGAAAGAGGGGUUGGAGGAGCUCAAUGGGGCACCGCAGCUUCCCGGAAAAAAAAGGAAAAGUGACAUGAUGAUGCCUGCUGGGAUACUACAGCCAAAGAAGCGCUCGAAGAAACAAUAG